Zymoseptoria tritici IPO323 is the source of this 588-nucleotide messenger RNA. RefSeq lists its product as uncharacterized. The coding region runs from base 1 to 588 and encodes 195 amino acids. NCBI's taxonomy places the organism in Eukaryota, Fungi, Ascomycota, Dothideomycetes, Mycosphaerellales, Mycosphaerellaceae. The transcript is spliced from 2 exons. The record is from RefSeq and is a predicted model, not a curated record.
AUGCCAAAGCACACGCUAUCGUCAGAUGCUCCGCUACCAAAAGCCAAACGGCCAGCAACAUCAUUCAAGGCCUUCGUAACUCGCGAAACGUUCCUCUCCAAGAAGCGCAUAUAUGCAGACAAGAUCGGAAACAGCGUACAGAUGGAGCAAUGGCAGAGCGUGUACGAACAAGCGUUGGACGUCAACAAUGCUGCGAAAGCCAUCCCUGCGCCGAUGGAUGGGCCGAUCAUGAAGCAUAAGUGUUCCGCCGAAUGCUUUGGGGAAAAGCUCCUCCUAGAGCCCUCGCAGAUUCUCCAACACGAAUGCACCGAGGCAUACAAUACCGCAGGAUGUCCCAAGACUACCUCCAGCUCCGGCUCCAAGCUCACCUCUAGGAAGAAUCAGAGUGCCAAGAUCCGGAGAGAUGCGCUGAGCAAAGUUGCGCAGUUCUUGGGCACUCGUGGCGCAUCCGGGCCUUGCAAAAGCAUAGAGAAUGUCGACGCACUCGCCAACUCGGUUCAGCUCAAAGUGGAUUGGUCGUUGGCAAAGCGUCUCGCGGCUGAAACAAACGUGUUGAUCCGCUUAGCCUGCUCGAACUCCUCGCCUUAA